Messenger RNA from Myripristis murdjan (pinecone soldierfish), 1711 nucleotides. Its product is annotated as sterile alpha motif domain-containing protein 15-like. Gene Ontology annotation, molecular function: protein binding. Lineage: Eukaryota; Metazoa; Chordata; Actinopteri; Holocentriformes; Holocentridae. The record is from RefSeq and is a predicted model, not a curated record. Bases 129 to 473 code for a protein of 114 amino acids. The transcript has 3 exons.
CAAUAGUCCGCACUUCCAACACAAGAGACUCGGCGUUUUCAACGCCAAUCUUAACUGCAUUUCUGCUAAGGCUAAGGAAACUAACACCUAGAAGUGACAGUUUCCAUGGCAACAACCACACAGGCAACAUGGACGUCCUACGCUGGAGCUGUCAAGACGUUGCAACUUGGAUUGAGUCCAUAGGAUAUCCACAGUACAAAGCGUGUUUCACGGAAAACUUCAUCACAGGACGGAAGCUCAUCUAUGUGAACUGUGUCUACCUUCCAAGACUUGGGAUCACCGAUUUUAAGGAUAUGCAGGUCAUCUCUGCUCAUGUGCGGGAGCUCCUGGGCAUCACAGAGCCCCUGUGGAGUCGCAGCAUUGCUGACCCUCCCCGGGACAGCAUGGGGCUGUUCCUGGAAAAAAAGAGCCAGACGGGUGAAAGGGCAGACAGCCUCACCUACCAACGGUUCCUUGAAGACAAGCCUCAGUGAAAACCCAAAUGUCAAUCACAACAUUAAAAGAGCACAGGAAAAUCAAGGCAUGUCAGUGGUACAUCUUGGGAUGGACUGUUAACUUGUGAUAACGGACAUUAGACAACAAUAUCUCACAUGCAGGGCUUGAAAUUAGCACUCGCCACCAAUCAAAUGCUAGUGAAUUUGGGUGGUUUCUUGUAAAACUCUACUGUUUUUGCAUGGAGUCAACCUGAGCAUUUUCUAUUUUAGUAUGAAAGUUACUGAAGUUGUUUGUCUUAGCCCUACCGGCGACCUGUCCAUGGUGUCUCCCUGCAUUUUGCUCGGUGCAUGCUGGGAUAUAAACUCCAUCCCCACCACCCUGAUUAGGAAUAAGCAGGUAUAAAGAUAGAUGGAUGGACUAAUGGAAAUGACUUCCUCGAAAUGGAAUUGGUAAGUCAAUAUUUGAGUGUACUACCUACUGUGGGCAGCUGACUGAAAUGUUAGUUUCAUACCACAUGGGCCCAUGAAGAGACUGAGACUUUGCAUGUGGAUACGAUCACCAGUCCUGCUGUAACAAGGACCGACCCCACUACCAUGUCACAGUCACACAUACAGUAUGAAGUCAAAAUAUGUUUUUGGACACUUAAAAGUGAAAAACCGUUUGAUUGCUCUUGCCAUUCCAGUUUUGGAUGACGAUGAAUGCUUAAACUACUAACUCUCAGGCUAUUCCUAUUGAUUUGAAGUGCAUCUGUUGUAACUGGAUGGAGCUAUUGAUCUCAAGUAGAGCUCCUCAGGGUAAUUCUCUGGAUGACAACAAACACCUAUUUUGAAGUGCCAAGAGACCCCGGAUCAGCACAGGCCAUUGUUCUUGGGAAUAAAUCCUCUGAGUCUGCAAGCACCCCCCUCCAAAAAGACCAGUGUGCUGCUGUAAUAGACCUAUGCAUCUGUGCCUUGCCAACUUACUAAAGGCCAUGUGACCCUGUGCAUCUGAUAGUUAUGGGUCUGGUGCCAGCCAGACCCACAGGGAGCCAGUGUCUUCAAUUUAAGCCAAGUCAACACUUUCUUGCCAACAACCUAUGUAAUACAUGCUGAAAUAUAGAACCGCACUAUGACAUCCAAGCUUGUAAAACACUGCUGUUUGAUUUACGAGAAACUGUAGGUAGACCAGGCCUAAUGUAAAUAAUCGUCACAUCAAAUGUUUUACCCAGAGGAAUAUCAAUGUGAUUUCUAAUGUCACAAUCAUAUGAGUUUAGACAUACACCUGAUAUUUGUUUCAU